AUGUCUCGACAGGAAGUCCGUAUGUCUCGACAGGAAGUCCAGCUGAAAAAGCGCAGCAAGCUCAUCGCCGCCAAGCACCCCGACACCGCGCCCAGGAUUCACCGCACCAGCGGAUACCUCUCGGUCAACACUGCUCCCAUCGCCCAGAUCAUCGCAGGCGCGACGCCAGAGGCUCCCACCAGGAGUCGCUGGUCUGGCGCUGCUGGCCCUGCUGGUAUUCCCGCGCCCGAGCAUGACGAAUGCGACAAGGAGCAUGCCGCCGCCUUCGCAGACCCCAUGGCUUCCGUGCAGUUACUUUUCUAUCAGACGCCCGCCGCCGAGCAGUCCCUCGCCUUCGUGAACGAGCGCGCGGGGGCGCGGGCCGCCCGAUGGACCCCGAGCGUUUAUUUAACCCGCAGCUACGACGACUACCGCGACUGGAUGGAGCGGACGCGGGGCCAUCUCUGCCUUCCUCGCGGACAAGCCUCGCCGGACGCCACCACGCGCCUGGGCCUCAACGGAGAGCAGAUCGAUGACGAUGCCAUUCCGCGCGCCAUCGCCCGCCUGGCCGUGACCUACGCCGUGAACAUCGGCCCGGCUUCCAUCAACGAGGCCAGGGCCCCCGUUCACCCGUCCUACAACGCCUGUAACAUGAGCAAGGCAGCCAUCGCCGCCGCGCGACGCGCCUCGAGGGGCAUGGAGGACUCCGUGGCCUACAUGGCGCGCGCGACGCUGGCAGCCACGCAGACGCGCCACAGCCUGCGCUUCCUGCGCCAGCGCCUGUCCGCCCGCUUCGGCUCCGCGGUCUGCGGCUGGCGGCGCGCGCUUGGCGCCGGCGGACGGUUGCUGGCGUUCGGGCGACUGCGGGAGGCUUGCAAGACGUUGAAGUGCCAGGAUCAGAUCAUGGAGUAUUGGUCCGAGCUCGACGCGAGCUACGGCGGAUGCAUCUCUCUCUUCGAGCUGGACCCGGAGGGCACGGCCCUGCUGGCCAGGCUCCGCGAGCGGUUGCUCACCUCGGCCGGCAGCGCCGACCCCGCCGAGAUGCACAGGCAGUUGGCGGUGCUCGGCCAAGCCCGUGAGGGCGCCCCGCUGUCGGCCGCAGAGUUCCGGGCCGCCGCACGCGUGUUGGGCUUCUCGGCCACCGAGGCCGAGCGCUUGUUCGCGCACCUGGACACCGGGGGCGGCGGCCCGAGCGAGGAGCCCGGCUGGGUCACCGCGGUGGACGUCGCUUGGCUGAAGCGGUUGCCCAGCUUGGUGGACUUGGGCGCCUUGGCGCUCUCGCCGGGAGAGGGCGCCGCGGGUCUGGCGCUUCGCCGAGCUCUGCGGCUUCAGCGGCGGGGACCGCAGGUGGGCCGAGGAGUGGAAGGCAAUGUGCCACACCUUCGACUGGAACCCCUCCCAGGGCCUCGACUUGCACCGAUUCACGCAGGCAUGCCGGGGAUCCCUCGCUAG
Prorocentrum cordatum is the source of this 1431-nucleotide messenger RNA. Lineage: Eukaryota; Dinophyceae; Prorocentrales; Prorocentraceae. The record is from the annotation of a GenBank genome assembly.